AGGGCGAGGCUUAUUUUGGUCGGUUCCUGCCCGUGGAUCAGCUCUCUGAUUCCCCGUAGCGAUCAGUCGGAGCGCUACAAUUGUCUGUUUGGUUAGUGUGCCGCUUUUUGAGGUUUGUUUUCGGCUCCAUGUUGAAGUUUUUUUGCAGACUACCGAAAGCCGUGUACACUCUCCUCACACAGAUACAGUGCGCACACACGCAGACUCACACGCAGACACACACGCAGAGCUCUCGCCUGAUUUGCACCAGCGCGGGUCAUUUCAGGUUAAACCCUGGCGCUGUGUCCCGUUCAGUUUAGCCGACGGAGAUCCACACUGGUUCCAGUUCAGGAGGAAUGCACAGGCACUGGGACUCCGAAUAAUAUUUGGAUACGAGCUUCGUCUUGCAUAUGCGGUGUUUCUCUCGGGGAGCUCAGCGGCUCCUCAGCGCUGCCUGGAGUCAGACUUCACCACUUCCUCUGCUAGGUAGGUUCCCAGAUGUCUGAGGAGGCUCUGAGGAUGACGUCUUCACCUUGAACCCCACCAGUAUGUCAGAGCCAGCAGAAAAUUGCUCCCCCCGCUGGAAAGAUGAGGCCAUUCAAAAUGGGUACAUUCCAAGUUACCUGGACAAGGAUGAGCUAUGUGUAGUGUGCGGGGACAAAGCCACGGGCUAUCACUAUCGCUGCAUUACCUGUGAAGGUUGCAAGGGUUUCUUCAGGCGGACGAUCCAGAAGAAUCUCAACCCAACCUACGCCUGUAAGUACGAGGGGAAAUGUGUCAUCGACAAGGUGACCAGAAACCAGUGCCAGGAAUGUCGCUUCAAGAAGUGCAUUGCGGUGGGGAUGGCAACCGACUUGGUGUUGGACAACAGCAAGAGGCUGGCCAAGCGGAAGCUAAUCGAGGAGAACCGGGAGCGCCGUCGGCGGGAGGAGCUGCAGAAGACGGUGUGGGACCGACCGGACCCCACCCAGGAGGAGUGGGACCUCAUCCGUAUGGUGACUGAGGCCCACAUGUCCACGAACGCACAGGGCAACCACUGGAAACAGAAGCGGAAAUUCCUGAGUGCAGCGGGGGUGAAGGAAACUAAGCCAGAGGAUAUUGGUCAAGCGUCCAUGGUCAAUGCACCAGAAGGAAACAAAGUGGAUAUCGAAGCCUUCAGUCAGUUUACAAAAAUUAUCACCCCUGCCAUAACCCGAGUGGUGGACUUUGCCAAAAAACUGCCUAUGUUUUGUGAGCUGCCUUGUGAAGAUCAGAUCAUCCUGUUGAAAGGCUGUUGCAUGGAGAUCAUGUCACUGCGAGCGGCUGUCCGCUAUGAUCCGGAGAGUGAGACCCUCACGCUCAACGGCGAGAUGGCAGUCACACGAGGACAGCUUAAGAACGGAGGCCUGGGCGUGGUCUCGGACGCCAUCUUCGAUCUUGGCGUGUCACUGUCCUCCUUUAACUUGGAUGACUCUGAGGUGGCUCUUCUGCAGGCCGUCAUCCUGCUUUCAUCUGAUCGGCCGGGCCUGAGUAGUGUGGAGCGAAUCGAACGCUGCCAAGAGGAGUUCCUGCUGGCCUUUGAACAUUACAUCAACUACCGCAAACACAAAGUGGCGCAUUUCUGGCCCAAGCUGCUAAUGAAGGUGACGGACCUGCGGAUGAUCGGUGCCUGCCACGCCAGCCGAUUCCUCCACAUGAAAGUGGAGUGUCCCACCGAGCUAUUCCCUCCUCUCUUCCUGGAGGUCUUCGAGGACUGACCAAUGGAUUUUAUCGUAUGUGUGUUUGCGUGCAUGUAUGUGUGUGAAUGCGUGUGUGCGCAUGCGUCAGCGCCUGGGAACCCUGGUGGUCUCAGGGGUGGAACCAGCAGAAGGCCCGUCACAAUGAACUUUCUAUUAGCACUACUGAGUGUCACUUCAUUCCAUAGUUUAGGAGUAGCUCUCUGGUCUAGUUUUGUAUGGAACCAUUCCUUACAGUGCGGGUACAUGUGAAUAGCAUUUUGUUCUUUUUUUUCUUUGGUUUGUUUUGUUGUUGUUAUUGUUGUGGAUAUAACCUCUCACCUCGGAUUUUACUCUAGGUUUUUGUUUGUGUGUUGAUGAUUGUACAGUUGGCAUAAUGGUGAUUUAUCAACACUUGUUCGUUCAUUAGAAAACAUGCAAACGAUGUAUUUUCCUUCCUUUAUGUUCAAAGACUCGAAACGGCUGCUCACUUGAUGCACAAAACAAGACAUUGUUAGCGAUCCGUUAGCCUUUCCUCCCACCUGCUCGACUUUAUCCGACCCUUCUGUUGGUUAAUAUUAACUGUCAUAAAGUCAGUCAAUCACAAGGUGUGUCUGAACUGAUCUCACCAUCACAGCAGCAGCAUCACUCACAGCUUACAAACCUGUGUGAGUCUCUGGGUAGCCUCGCAUCACAAAUCGAAAAGCUGCAUUCCUGAGAUGACAGAAAAUCUGAGUUUGAGCAACACCACAUCCAAACAACUUCUCUAACUUCCCUAACUUCUCGGAGACGCCGUUACUCGUCGUUACGUCUAAAUGGCAGCGCAGAAAUGUAAACACUACACAAAAAUACUGUCCAACCUAUUUGUAGUCCUCAGAACACACAUUACUCAGUCAAGUAUGAGCAGAACUCUGCCCGUAUGUAUUUCUGUUGUUGCUGAUGUGCUGACACUGCAGAGGACAUAUUGCUGAAUAUUGCGAACUGCAUCACUGUUGCACUAUGACGGCACAUCAGGGCCAUGGCAGAAGGACAAAAGCAUGAAUUCAAAGGGGAUGAUGUUACUUUUAUUUUUUCAUUUCAGUUAUGUUUUUGGUAUUUUGCCUGUAUGGGAGCUGAAGAGAGACGGGAAUUGUAUAGAGCGGGGGAAGACAUGCAGCAAAGGGCCGGGAGUCGAACCAGCGACCGCUGCGACAAAAUUGGGUGCACGCUUAAGAUGUGAAGCCAACUUCCCCAAAGAGGAGACUACUUUACAAGCUGCAUUUCUGAGUUUAAAAUAGGAGAUGUCUGAGGUUCUCUUGACAAAAGCAACCUGACAUCGAGGUCAGAAACAUGCAUACAAGGGUUUUACCUUGAUAUGACAAAAGCAAAUCUCCAACAUUAAGUCAGUUUAUUAAAAGAGUAACUAAAAUGAUUGGAAACAAACAAUCAAAAACACCAUCUUCAUUUUGCUUCCUGCUUUUGUUGUUUGAUUAUAAAACAAGAUCAGAGAGGAACAGAUUGGAUGAAAUUAUGUUGACAUAAAGGAACAUUUAAAUUUUUUGGGUGGUAUUUUCUAUGAUUUCAUAAAGAAUACUAAAAUUAAAAAAGAACAGCUGAUAGAUUAUCUGAAAAAUAAUCACAAGAGUCUGGUUGGCAGAUUGAUUAUGAAUCAGUGUAUUGGGUAAAAGGAUGAAUUAUGAUAUUUUAAUCAGAUUUUAUGAAACAAGUCCAUCCUCCUGAUGCAGAACAGAGGGAGCAGUUUUGUUUAUCACGGUCCUUACUUUUUUCAGUCAAAGCAAAGACAUGUAUUUGCAGUUAUUAGACCACAAAUAAACUAUUUGCAGCUGUUCAAGUAAGAUUUCAUAAAAAAUCGUUACAAUAACAUCACCCAUCAUUUUGCAGUGCUAAAGUGUAUCAAUAUCUCCUUCAAUGCCAUGCAUCACACUGCAGAUUUGACUUCUCCUAUGGCCCUGAUUCUCUGUCAUUUGCCCGUGGUUCUACCUUCUCACAGAAGUUGUAACCCAACCUGUCAGCUGAUGAUUUACAUUUCUGUCAUCCAAAGGGACGCAGCUGUAGCAUCAACAUGAGCGUCAUCAUCCCCAGAGAGCGGUCAGGACUAACUAAAGCACAUAAUGACACUGAUGUCAGGAAAAGACAAUCAUAUAGUACUCGUGUGUUGUGUAACAAUGCCACAUGCUGUGCCAAAACCAAGUGAAUGAGGCCCUCCCUGUUGUAUCCCUGCUGGGCUUUCAUAGCGAUACCAAGACUUGACUGAUUUAUGCUAGUUAGUGCAUGCAGCUCACAUCAGAGUCACCCCUCUGACUCGUGCUCUAGUCCGCGUUAGCAGCUCUUACAACAGACUGAAACGUCAUCUCACACAUCGGAAGAUUUCAAACUUCUUUUUUUUUUCCUGUUUGUUUAUUUUCACCUCCCAAAGAAACGGGAGUCUGUAUGUCGAACAGUGACGUCAUGGUGCUAUGGUGGGUUUGGGAAACGGCUGGUUGAACUGUAAUGUAAUGUUACUUGCAGUAAAAGAACAUUAUCUGUUGUAUAACAGCCCACCACCCUCUUAUGAUGGCAUGCAUAUACACUAACACACAGACAUGCACAGAUACAGAACAUACCCGUACACAUACUGUACACAUGCAAACACAUGCAUGUACCUGGAUCAGAUAUGGGUCAGACCCCACCACUGUGACCAACCGGUGGGUUUUGGCGGCUGAGUGAACUUUGGCCGGUCCAAAAAAAAAAACAGAACAGUAUGAUUCAUCAUCAGCGAGGUACACUGAGAAAGCUGGUGAGAUUGUGAAAACGUAGCGCUCUUUCCUUUCUUUUUUUUUAGCCGGUAUGUUCUCUUUUUCUGUUGUUGUUCUGAAAGCCUCUCUAUGGUAUUGUUGUUUGCAAUGUGACAGACAUUUGCUUUGUAUAUCUCGCUUUUUCAAGCUUCACACUACUCCUCAAAAAAAAAAAACAGCUUGUGUUUUAUUUCUUUUCUCUCUUUUCUGUGAAGUGAUGCCUUUUAUCAAAGCAAUAGACUUGCUGCAGUGUUUGAAUGACCCGGACCUCACACACACACCUCACAAACUGUACAGACUCAAAAUAAAUGCACAGACAAUCAGAGGGAGAGAGAUGGAUCGGGGGGGUAAAGGCACCCAGGCUCAGGCGGCCCGGUGGUUAUGUAGAGCUGGACCGUGCUGAGCCAGAGCCAUUUGGAAAAGUAACAUUGGCUAUGUUUACAUGCACCCCUGUCGUCCUGUUGAGGUUACAGUGUUAGGUUGUUUGCAGGAGCCUUUAAUACCAUGUGACUGGUCCUGCCUGUUUCUAUUGGUCAGACGAUGAACAGAGUAGUCCUCGUAGAAAGCAUACAAACUCCAAACGCUGUCCUUACACACACGUGUUUCUGUUUGAAAGAUCAAAUGACCCAAAAUAAAGCAACAAGCCGUGAGGUUAAAAACUGAGUUAUCACAGCGAAGGGUUGGCUGCACAAACACGCCCGUGUAUAACUGAUCUAGUCUUAGACUUAUCUAAAAAAAAAAACUUUGAACCAAAAGUACCAGGAACUAAACUCAGGAACUUAACAAGGACCUUAAAGGUCUCUUUGGCGCAUCUUUGUUACCUCUGCAUCUGAAGAACCCUGAAGAUCAGACCAGCAAAUUUGACCUAAAACACGCGAUGAGACGACGGUGCCAUCUACAGGUUGUCUUUUAUAGUUCUCCAAUGCAUGACUGUUAGGCUUCUCAACCACAAAUCAUACAACUAAUAUUCCUCUCUUACCUCUUUCUGAAACUUCAUGGACUUUUAGACUAGUCUCAGGAAUUUGGCUGCCUAACAUGGUUUAACCGUCACCAACAUCAAAGAGAUGCUCACACCGCGCUCAGAACUACAAAUGUUGCUCGCUCGCAGUCUGAAUGAAAGCUGUCCGGAGGUUUGUAACAUAAUACUUAGGACCAUAACUACGUACUACCUCAGGAGCAGGGACUUUUUGGAGGGUGCAAACUGCAGCCCAGGGAACCAAAACAGUGACAAAGAUAUUUUCGGUCGAAUGCAAGUAAUAAAGUUCCAGAGUUCCUGUAAAUAUUUCGGGUUCUUUCAGAGAUAAAUGGCUGAAAUGAGAUGCACAAAAUAAAAAUGGAGUUAUUUCAAAGCUGCAUUUAUUUGUUUUCUUUUAUAAAGUUGUGGCUACAUUGUAAGCAAACUGUUGCAUGUCUGUACAUGCAGCAGAAACAAGAGAGCAUUAUCUGCAAGUCAAGUUUGUGUCCAACAUUAUGAUCCUCGUUUUUAAUUCAUGUGGAUCUAAUUUAGUGAGCGGCAACUCUUAGGAGAAACAUCCAACCAUUUACCUGCUGCAUAUUUCUAUUUCUUCAACAGGAAGUUAAUAAGUUUAUCUCAAAACAGGGAGCAUAAAGACAAGAUUUAAAGCUUUUGAACCCUGAAAAUCAAUAAAAAGAAACUAAAAAGGACUUCAUAUCUUUGCAGCUCUGCAGAGUUUAGUCACAAAUGUCCUAGUUGACGACCUUGACUUUGAACAGUUGUAGCUGCAUCUACCAGCUUGGCGUGAACAAGGUCUCCAAGGCUGACUUUGCUUCGUACAACUUCUUACACUGAGUGCACCAGGCCAGCUGACAUCAGUCAUAGCUGCCCCUGGUUUUAUGAUUCACAUCCAUGUGAAGACAUGUGAAGCAGUACUUUUCAAACUCUCCCUACGAUCUGGCGUGAUGUCCUCUGAUAAAUUUUUUUCAUGUGUCCCACUGUGUCUUAAAAGGCCCCAUUUGCAUAAAACCUGAGAGCAAUUAGCACCUGCAGGGCAGGGACAGCGCUGAGGGUUGUAGUUGAGUGGAGAGCUCUUAAUUAAUACAAACAGGGCUUACAUGUGGAAAUGAAACCUUAAAAUCAGCCCACUGUCUGAGUCGACUCCCAGUGGAUGACUCUUUCUCUCUCAUCUUAAUGCCCUUUCACUAAUCAUCCUGUUGACGAGACUCAACUUCAACUACUUUCUCCGUUUCUUUUAUCUUCGAUAGUAGUCUGACUUUCCAAACGUAUGCCUGCUCCGUCAUCGGUGUAAAAGAUACUCCUAGGUUCAACACAAACAGGGCUUUAAGUCUGCAUGGUGUGCAGGGCGUAACUGGGCGCUGGGUCGGAUGUAAGCAAACGUCAAGCUGGUGCACUCGGCUCCUGUUGCUAUUAAAGACACAAGCUCUGCCUAAGUUCCUGUAUUUCAUCAGUGCACCGUCAAACAGUGCCCUCUCCAAUAUGCACAUACUUGCAUAUUGUAUGAUUUUCAACCUGUAGGUUGUCUCAGUACCAAGAUAGCAUCUAUGCACUCAUUAGAAAUAACAUCAUCAGCUUCUUCUUCGAGAAAAGAGUUGCAACCUUGCAGAGCUUUACCGCCAACAUCUCACUGCGAUCGUAACCACACCAAACAUCUGCCGGCUUGGUAGCUUUAGUCAGAUUUACAAAAUAGUUCAAAUGAAAUAGUUGUAACUUCUGUAGAGCUUUUCCCUGUUAUAUUUUAAUUGGAAACAAAACUCUAUCCAUGCAGAUGAACCGUCCAUCCAUUAAGCUUGGUAACCCAGAUAGUGACACUUGAGUGUGAGGUAUUCAGACCUCCACAUGCAACUUUUUGACUUUUAGUCCUGUCUGAGUGGCGUGAAGGCAAAUAUUCACUAAGUAUAGCAAGUGUAAUACAGAACAACAGGAACUAAGACACAGUUAAUGAUUGCUUAAGUAUUACGCUUCAUGUUCCAGAGCUAUCUGAAAAUGUCAUGAGAAUAAUCAGCACUUAAAAUUGGUUGUUUACCCCAACCCACCUCUCGUUUAAACAUCAUAUUAUUGAGUGUUUCAGUGUUCUUUCUUCUCAUGAGCUUUUGCAGAUCAUAGUUUAUUGGAUAUUCUCAAUGAUAGCUUCAUUGCCUUUGCAAAAAGGAUUACUCUUAGCAGGACCUCUCUCUUUGGAUGAUAGAUAUAGCACACUACAUGCAUCAGAUCUACAGCUAAACGGUGAAAUUGAAGAACUGUUACAUGGGUGACAACUUUAGAUAAGUCUAAGUCAAAGUGAUGAUCUCCUCGUGCAGCCAGCCCUUCGUUUCCUACAGUCAGAGUUUUAACUUUGAGGGUCAGUCACUUCUUCUACAUCCAAAAUUCCUGACAGAGACGUUUUGGCAUCGGACCCAAAACAUUUUCUAGGCCUGAGAAAGCAGAGGGUUUGUGGUGUAGCGAGUCUCUUAAUGCAUAUCAAGAUACUUAAAGCACCUUGUGCAAAAACAUGACAGUAAAAUUAGCUGUAUGAAAAUAACUGAUGAAAACUCAACUUUGCUACUUUGCCAAAAGUCAUGGCAGCAUCCCGUGACCAGGAUGUGUGCAGCUAAAACCUUUCCCCACCAUUCACCAAAAAGAUGCACAGUAACCUUAAACCUGCAUAUAAACAGUUAAGUCGAGGCAUUUGGUAGCAGAACUUACAAUACUUCAUAAGAGAAGUUAUGGCCUUCCAAGGCUGAGAUAGCCAACAUGUUAGCAACAUGCGAGCUAAGCCUAUGCACAGACCUGCAGAUGUGGAGCUACCAUUAUGUUGGAGCUUGGUUCUUGGUGACCUGAUGAAUGUAAUAUUUACCCUCCAUCAUCUUUAUUUACGUCUUAAUUUCCAAGAAUAUCGGCAUCUUACUUGCUGUAGUGUUCUCCACCAUGGUAACCAGCUAGCUACUAACUUUUUCUGUCUGCCACUGCUUCAUUUUUUGAGGGAGGGUAUCCGAUGUUUAUGCCGAAAACUGCCUGGUGGAGUGGGAUGAGUUUAAUGGGGACAGUAAAAUAGACCAAAACAUUAAAGCUGUGGCUCCUAAAACCAAAGCUAUUAGCUGAAAAAAGCUAAAAUGACCUGGAAGGAUGAAAACCUUCAAAUCAUAUCAGCUUAGGUUCAGAAAUAGCCACAAAGUUAUUAUAAAGUUCGGAUAUCCCUAUUUUUUCAUGUCAGCUAGAUUGAAUUUCAAACAAAUGUCUUUGAAUUGGUUGGUUAUUUUGUGCCUGAAUACAAACGCCCUAGGAAACUCUGUCGAAAAAGCACAGGACAUGCACCCAGGAGUUUGUAGUUUAUGCACAGUGCAAGACCAAAAGUCUAAAGACGAUUAUAUGAACUGAAAUAAGUAACCUGACAUUCACAGUGCAACAUUUCUUCCUUAUUUAUAAUCUCCCUUAGAAUUUAAAUUGAAACCACAUUUUGUGCCCUGAGUUCGGAGCCUUUUCCCACAACAGUGCAGAACAAUGGCACAAAUCACUCCCCGAGUCAUAGCCUGUUCAUCUUUGUCUUAAAUCUCACAGUAAAAUAAAUAAAUAUUCAGAGCAUGAUCAUAUUCAGCUACGAGAAUAACUUUACGAGGCCAGAGAGACAAGAGGGUUUUAGUUUAAGCUUGAAGUUCAUACUGACAGACACAAAGGAAAAGUGACUGUGCAUAAAGAUGGACGAUGCAUCUCCACCUUCUCCUGUUAGACAAAAGUGAGGCCAACCCCUUCUUGACUGGUGCUGACAUCCUGAGAUUCAGAACCAGAGUCUGAGCAGCUCUCCAUGCUGCAUAUUGACACCCUUUCUGUUAACUGAAAGGCUGAUUAAACUCACCAAUAAAGUAGUAACAACCUCAUAGGUCAGCUCAGUCCAUGGCAGAACAGAUUCUUAUAUUAGUGGCAGAUUCUCACGGUUAUAAGAGGUUCGGUGACUCUUGUUUUAUUGUUACAUUUUGUCUCACCGUUCCUCCUCUACUCUAAAAGUACAGUAAAAAUCCUUCAAGAGCUCACAUUUGUAGACAGAGCUAUCAAUCAUUGCAGUACAUAUUUUUUUAGCUACUACUUAAAACUAAACCUAUCAGAAAAAGAAACAUUUGGACAUAAAUCAGUGUGAUAAGAAUUCACUAUAACCACAGAAACCGCAUUUUAGAAAAAUAUACUUAACGUGUAAUUCGAUUUUAAAGUUUUACCCAUGUCCCAUCUGUUAACAUGGAGGAGGCAGGCUUUACUGCAGGCAGGCAGUAGGGGGAGCUUCAAGUGUUCUGGCUUCACUUUUGGGAAGCUGUCGUGUCAUCCAUCUUUUUAUGCAGUCUAUACACAGAUAUAUGAGUGAAGAGGCCCUGCACACAGUUCUCUAUAGGUUAGGUUGGUAGUUUAUAGGAAGAUAUGACUCGAUGUCCUCAUCUUAUUCAUAAAAAGUAGAGUUUAAUCCCAGAUUAAUCCAAGAAAGAACAAAAACUGGAAGUUAUUUUGACAUUUCUUUUUGCAAUUUAUGAAACAAAUGUCUGUGGUUCUUUUAGGGUUUGUGGACGGCCAUAAGAGUAUGUUUAGUAUUUACAUGUCACACACCAUAACUAUAAUUACUUGAACUUUCAUAUGCACAGAGCUGUUGCUGCAUGUAAACACAGUCAAUGCUGACUGCUGGUUCAGAAAAUGUUUACUGUUCCUCAAGAGGUGCCAGUUCAUUGUAAUCUCUCCCACGAGUUGUUACUCUUAAGGUUACUCAGUUACAAACCAAUUACAAGAGUUGCACCAUAGAAAAGCUAUUUUACCGUACAAAGGAAAAAGGAUGUAUAUUUUCAGACUGCAGAUUUUUUUUACGGAUGUUAUUAGCAUAAUAUAAACAUAUUGUUUUGCAUAGUGUUAAAAUAAUUAAGGAUCUUGCUCUCAAAUACAUUUCCACAUUUCCGCAAAAGAAAUAAGAGCAAGAUGUAUAAAUCAUUAAAAAAAAGGAUAAAAUAUUGCAUUAAAAUUUUAAAAUUCAGUGGUUACAGUAGCUGGACUUCACUGUCUGUACAAAGCAGCACAGCUACACAUGAACACGUGUAUCAACAACUUCUUGGUCAAAGUGUAACCAGCGUCUGAGAACAAGUCAUCCACCGUCGGCACAGAUUUCUCUCCUUGUGUGUUUGAGUGUCUUCUUGUUCAACUCAUCUGUUCAACACGUACUGGAAAACCGUCACGGAGAGAAAGGGAGAAUAAGUGUGUAGAGGUGAAGGAGGAGGAGGAGUAAAUCUGUGGCAGCAGAAACAGAAGACAACAGAAUUCUGUUUCCCUAAUCUGCUGCCUUGCACUCGGCUCUUUACUGGACACCCUGUCCGGUAACGGCUGUCCAGCUGUGGACAGUGUUUUUGACAUGAGCGAGGAGGACCUCAAGAGGACAUGAUUUUGAUGCUCAUGAUUGACGAUGAUUGCAGCUAAUGUGAAAUGGCUCUUGAGAAUAAAGAUGGUUUUGAGAGA
This is a messenger RNA of Notolabrus celidotus (New Zealand spotty), 10880 nucleotides long. It is a transcript of the gene thrb, whose product is annotated as thyroid hormone receptor beta. Bases 528 to 1715 code for a protein of 395 amino acids. Lineage: Eukaryota; Metazoa; Chordata; Actinopteri; Labriformes; Labridae. Gene Ontology annotation, biological process: cell differentiation; negative regulation of transcription by RNA polymerase II; retinoic acid receptor signaling pathway. Gene Ontology annotation, molecular function: RNA polymerase II cis-regulatory region sequence-specific DNA binding; zinc ion binding; nuclear receptor activity. The record is from RefSeq and is a predicted model, not a curated record. The transcript has 11 exons.